AUGAAGGCAGAAUCUAAUGAGCUAUCUGAAGGUCAGAUAGUUAUUGAUGGAGAGACAGAAAUUGAUGAUUUGUUAUUAGCAUCCAAGUUUGCAGAAUUAGAGAAUUAUAAGUCUGCAUCAAUCCUGACUGGAAUAGAAUCUUCUAGAGGUAGGAAACCACUAAUUGAAAAAUCAUCUGAAGAUGUUGAUAUUAUAUUAACAGAUGAGGAGUGUGAUAAUUCCGAGGAUGAUGGUUAUGAAUCAAGUGAAAAUGAAGAUAACGAGAUUAAGGAAUUAAUUAGAAAAGAAAUGAUUUACCGACACAAGACUUUUGAAAAUCAGGAAUGUAAAUAUGAGAUUUUGGGUGAGAAGUUAUCUGAUAAUUAUUUGGCUCAGUUUGGUAUUUCUUUAGAUAAAAAUAAGGAGACAAAGAAUACAUUAUCUGAUAUAAGUGAAUGCGAAAAUGAGAUGGCAGAAUCAGAUGAUGAGAUUAUUAAGAAGGAACAUCCAAGUAAUAUAAACAAGGACUCCCACUUAGAAAACUUUGAAGAAAAAUUAAACUGGUUACCAAACAUUGAGAUCUUAGAUAUGCCAGAAAAAGUGGAUAUAAAUCUUCCUUGUGAAUUUGUUGGAGAGAUCUACUCUAUAAUUAAUGAUGGAGCAAUAUUUGGUAUGGAAGGGAUUUUUAUAGUAAAAAGUGAUCCAUCUACUAUAAUGUUAGACCUGGGAUCUGUAUUAUGUUUGGAGGAUAAAACUAUAAUAGGAACAAUCAUUGAUACUUUUGGUCCUAUUACAUCUGCAUUUUAUGUCUUAUCUAAACAAAGUAAUGUUGACAAUAACCUUCUCAAAGUAGGUACUAAAAUAUAUUGUGAUCGCAGACAUUCCACUAUAUUAGGUAAAGCUGGUAAAAUACAGUGUAGUUAUCUUUCUAGUACAAAUACUGGAAAUAAAAAAAGUCAACUAUUUAGUACAAGUACUUCAAAAUCUCCUUUCUCUAAUAAGGACUUUAAAAAAGACCCUAAAAUUAAUCAUCCAAACUCUUCAAAUUUCAAUAGCAAAGAUGAAACAUCUGUUGGAUCUGAAAUCGAGAAUGGGGAGGUUAUUCCUGAUGACUAUGAUGAAGAAGAUGAAGGACAAGAGGAGAGUGGUGAUGAUAUAAGUGUUGGUCUAAACGAGGUUUUAAUCAAAAAAUUUGUUGAAAAGUAUGAUAACUUGAGCCAUAUUCAAGAAUCUGCUGUUGAAGAUUCUAUUACAAAUAAUUCUUUACCUAAAAAACAUAAAGAAUUUCAAAAAAAGCUUAAUAACCAUAAUCAAGGUUACCAUCAUAAAAACAAAAACAAUAGAAAACACUCAAAUCAGAAUAAUAUUAAUUUUUCGGGUAGAUCCCAAUGUAACAAAGACAGGAAUUUUAAUAGAUUCAAAUCAUUUGGAAGCGGAAAUAUGUAUCCAAAAAAUUCAUUCUCUAAUUUUGAUUCAAGGUUUGGAAACAUUAAUCACCAAAACAACACAACAAAGCAAAAUUUUGGAAUGGAAUAUAGAUACAAUCAAAAUAACAACUUAUUUCAGAACCUUCAAAAUAACUAUUCGCACUUUCCCUAUGCAAACACAAACAGUACAUUCAAUAUACAAGAGAUUCAACAAAAUAGGGAACUCCAAUUCUAUAAUCAUCAUAAUAGUGGCUCAAAACUUCCCGUUUCUUUCCAUUCUCAGUCUCAAACACACCAAAUGUACCCAAAUUCCAGUUCUAAUCCCCAUCAUUAUUCUCAAUAUUAUCAAAAUACUGAUGGAGUUCAACUACAACAUACACAAUUAUCUUAUCAAAAUAGAAAUACAAACCAAAUUACAACAGGUUUUGAAAGUAAUCAAUACUCAGUAAAUAAUCAAUAUAGUCAUGGAAAUGGAAGUGUAGGUAGUCAAUACAUGUAUAAUAAUACCGGAUGUGAAAGUGGCAACAGAAGUGUAAAUUACAUGGAUAUCGGCCAUCCGGGUUCGAUUCCCACAUGGGCAAACUUUCCAUGUAAUAAUGGGAACAAAUACUCGACUAGGUAA
Molecule: messenger RNA, 2028 nt
Organism: Cryptosporidium ubiquitum
Lineage: Eukaryota; Apicomplexa; Conoidasida; Eucoccidiorida; Cryptosporidiidae
Product: homeobox-containing protein
Exons: 1
Coding region: 1-2028 (675 amino acids)
Biological process (GO): ribosome biogenesis; pseudouridine synthesis
Source: RefSeq, a predicted model, not a curated record